This is a messenger RNA of Halichondria panicea, 2155 nucleotides long. RefSeq names its product beta-glucuronidase-like. NCBI's taxonomy places the organism in Eukaryota, Metazoa, Porifera, Demospongiae, Suberitida, Halichondriidae. The coding region runs from base 58 to 2031 and encodes 657 amino acids. Gene Ontology annotation, molecular function: beta-glucuronidase activity; carbohydrate binding. The record is from RefSeq and is a predicted model, not a curated record. The transcript is spliced from 13 exons. Gene Ontology annotation, biological process: glucuronoside catabolic process; carbohydrate metabolic process.
AUGGGUAAAGGUUGUUAGCUCAAUAAGCUAAAGUUUGACAGCCCUCACAGCUUUAUUAUGAAGCCUCCUUAUGAGUGUCUCCUGGUGUUCUGCAGCUUCUGCUUGCUGCUGCAGGGAGUCCUAGGACUGCUCUACCCGCGAGAGUCCAGUAGCAGGGAGGUGAAGGAGCUGAAUGGGCUCUGGCACUUCAGAGCUGACUAUUCCGAGGACAGGAACGAAGGAUUCGAGAAAGAAUGGUACAAGCAACCGCUCUCCAAGAGUGGUGAUGUGAUACAGAUGCCAGUACCGUCCAGUUUCAAUGAUAUUACUCAGAAUGCAUCAUUGAGGGACUUUGUGGGGUGGGUGUGGUACGAUCGUCAGUUCUGGUUACCAGCCUCUUGGAGUAACGAAAAAAUUCGAAUCUUGCUACGAUUUGAAAGUGCUCAUUACAACACAAUUGCUUGGAUAAAUGGGAACCAGUUUACUCAACAUUCUGGAGGCCACCUGCCAUUCGAGGGUGACAUCACGAGCUUUGUGCGCCCCGACACACACAACACUAUUACAGUUGCCGUCAACAACACAUUGGGACCACACACACUACCCCCAGGCUCUCUCAGUUUCCAUGGUCCCCCCUCCUAUCCUUCUGGCUACUUCGUACAGAACCUUCAGAUGGAUUUUUUCAACUAUGCUGGUCUGCAGCGUCCAGUCAAGCUCUACAUCACGCCCUCUGCCCUCCACCUUGAUGACAUCACCACCACCACAACCAUUAACUCUGAUGGAUCUGCCACAGUCGAUUACAUUCUAGAGAUUGGUGGCUCCAGCUCAGGUGAUGCAGUGGUCAACGCGACUCUAGUCAACAAAGUAGGGGAAACAGUGGGGAGGUCAACCGUGAAAGUCUCCCCGUGUUCAGGGGAGGUAUGCAGUGCCAUGGCAACGGGGAGCAUAUCUGUGAAGGACCCCCAGCUGUGGUGGCCGUGGACUAUGAGCUCCACUUCAGCCUACCUCUAUGUGUUUCAGGUGAAUGUGAGUGCUGGUGGGGUCAGUGAUCUGUAUCGGCAGCCUCUGGGCAUUCGCAGUGUGAGAGUGACUGACUCACAGUUCCUCAUUAACGAAAAACCUUUCUACUUUCAAGGAUUUGGAAAACAUGAAGAUGCUGAUGUCCGAGGCAAGGGUCUAGACUAUCCCCUGCUGAUGAAGGACCUGAACCUCCUCCUCUGGUUGGGAGCUAACUCUUUCAGGACCAGUCACUACCCAUACUCAGAGGAGCAGAUGGAGCUCUGUGAUCAGCAUGGCAUCGUAGUGGUGGAUGAAACACCAGCCGUGGGACUACGGACAGAGGAAAAUUUUGCUCAAGAGACUUUGAACCACCACAAACAAGUGAUACAGGAACUUGUUUCCAGAGACAAGAAUCGUCCGUCUGUGGUCAUGUGGUCCCUUGCCAAUGAGCCCAGCUCCAGCAUGACCGUGGCCCAGGACUACUUCAAGCAACUUGUGGAUGUUACCAAGAAGUUAGACCCGACCAGACCGGUGACCUUUGCUUGCAAUCAAGCGUAUAGCUCAGACAAAGCCACUCAGUACAUGGAUGUGAUUAGUAUCAACCGUUACUUUGGCUGGUAUUUGAAUGCCGGUCACCUUGAGACAAUACAACCUUCGUUCUCCUAUGACUUGGACCAAUGGUACGCCACACACAAGAAGCCAAUGUUGAUCACAGAAUACGGGGCGGGGGCCAUAGCAGGUAUCCACGAGGACCCUCAAGCCAUGUACUCAGAAGAUUAUCAGGUUGAAUUGUUGGCUGCCACUUUCCCUGUUUUUGAUGAGUACAAAAAAAAGUUUCUAGUCGGUGAAAUGGUGUGGAAUUUUGCUGACUUCCAAACAGGACAAACGUCUGGACGAGUGGACGGGAACAAAAAAGGAGUGCUGACUCGGCAAAGAGAGCCCAAGGCAUCAGCUCGGCUCAUUAGAGCACGUUAUCACUCUCUAGCCCAAGGUGUGCAGCUGUGCUACAACACUGGUCUACUAGGAAGCUACCCAACUUACUGUCCAGCACAGUGACUCUGAACCAUUGUCUAUAAUUAUGGACUAUAAUUAUAGCUUUUGUGUUUAUUGUAUGUGGGAUGAGGAGUAAUUCUGACAUCAUUGAUAUGAAUGUUUGAUAAUAAUAAGUUUAUAUUGGUUA